AGGUGUCUCAGCCACAUGAAAUCACAGAAUACUACACAUGCUACAGAAUUCCUCCUCCUGGGUCUCUCAGAAGAUGCAGAGAUGCAACCUCUCCUCUCUGGGCUGUUCCUAUCCAUGUACUUUGUAACUAUAGUAGGGAAUCUGCUCAUCAUUCUGGCCAUCAGCUCUGACUUUCACCUCCACACUCCCAUGUACUUCUUCCUGUCCAUUCUUUCCUUGGAUGACAUAUUUUUCACCUCCACCACAAUCCCAAAGAUGAUUGUGGACAUCCAAAUGAACAGCAGAGUCAUCUCCUAUGUAGGAUGCCUGACUCAGAUGUCUUUUUCAGUUCUUUUUGCAUGUUUGGACAGUCUGAUUCUAAGUGUGAUGGCCUAUGACCGGUUUGUGGCUGUCUGUCACCCUCUACGCUAUCCUGUUAUCAUGAACCCUUGCCUCUGUAGCAUGCUUUUACUGUUGUCAAUUUUCAGCAGCAUUUUGGACUCUCAGCUGCACAGUUGGAUGGUAUCACAACUUACUUUCUUCACAGUUAUUGAAAUUCCUCAUUUCUUCUGUGACCCUUCUCAACUCAUCAACAUUGCCUGUUUUGAAACCCCUACCAAUAACAUAUUAAUUUAUUUUCUUGGUGCCAUCUUUGGUGGUGUUCCACUCUCAGGGAUUCUUUACUCUUAUGCUCGAAUUGUUUCUUCCAUUCUGACAGUCCCAACAUCAGGUGGGAAAUAUAAAGCCUUUUCAACCUGUAGUUCUCAUCUUUCAGUCAUUUGUUUAUUUUAUGGAACAGGCAUUGGUGUAUACUUCAGUUCAGUUUUAUCACCUUCUCCCUGGGAAAGUGCAUUGGCCUCUGUGACAUACACCAUAGUCACUCCAAUGCUGAACCCCUUCAUCUAUGGCCUGAGAAACAAGGACAUCAAGAGGGCCCUGUUGAAGAUCCUCAGUAGACCAACAUAAUCUCCAUCCUUGUCACCUUUCUUUGGUGUGUGGAAAACACAUCAAAAGCACACAUCUGGGUGUAGGAAUACUUUCUCUCUUGAUACACUGUGAUUGUAGCUCACAUAGCUUUCAUGCUCUUGAUGUUUAAAGUCUCGAUAUUACUCCUUUUGCCAUAUUUUUAAUGGA
This is a messenger RNA of Choloepus didactylus (southern two-toed sloth), 1113 nucleotides long. RefSeq names its product olfactory receptor 7E24-like. The coding region runs from base 16 to 945 and encodes 309 amino acids. The record is from RefSeq and is a predicted model, not a curated record. The transcript has a single exon. Gene Ontology annotation, biological process: G protein-coupled receptor signaling pathway. Gene Ontology annotation, molecular function: olfactory receptor activity; G protein-coupled receptor activity. Lineage: Eukaryota; Metazoa; Chordata; Mammalia; Pilosa; Megalonychidae. Gene Ontology annotation, cellular component: membrane.